AUGCGGAUUAAUAUCAUCUCUUUGGUGGCUCUAGCUGCUACAGCUUCGGCUCUCCUUGUUACCUCGCCACAAAUUGGUGAAAAGAUUGAUCCCGAAAUGCCCCUUACUAUCAAGUGGCAGACUGUCGCAACGGACCCAGAUACCUUCACUAUCCAGCUGGUCAACCAGAAUGUCUAUCCUCCGACAACAGAAGUGGUGGUAGAGGAUGUAGACUCUUCCAAGGGCUCCUACACCGUCAAAGCAAAGACAUUCACAGGUGUAGACGAUGGAAAGGGAUAUCAGAUCAACUUCAUCUCUCCCACCAGUGGCAUUUUGGCUCAGUCUCAGCAAUUCGGAGUCACUGAGCCUGGUGCAAUUGCUAGUAGCUCUGGUAAGGAAACCAGCACUGCUCUUGAAACUUCGUCUGCUCUUGAAUCAUCGUCUGCUCUUGAAACCUCGUCUCUCUCGUUGAUGUCUUCCACCGCGUCGGCCACUGAUCUUACAUCGACUCCUUCCGCGACUGCUUCCUCUCUGUCUUCGACCGCUACUCACUCUUCCAGUGUCCGCUUCUUCCUUCAUUAUAUCCACUACCCCAACUACUUCCUCCACUACCGCUUCUAUAUCACCUAUAUCCGCAUCUCUCUCGACUCCAAGCACAAUUCCUUCCACAUCCCAUUUUACCCAAUCCACUACCCCUGUAUCGUCCGUUUCGGCAAUGGCUUCGUCCUCGACCAUGUCAACCGCAACCCAUUCAACCUCUACUUCCACCACUCACCGUACCUCAUCCGCAACCUCCUCUGCUACGGAGUCGGCAUCUACCACGAAUGCUGCGGCUCUCCUCAUGCCACCUGUUGGAAGUCUGCUUUUGGGCUUGCUUGCUUUGGUUCUUUAAAUCCCCGCCCUUUAUCCCUCUGGCAACCGGUCAGUUGGAGAUCCUGGGAUUAA
Molecule: messenger RNA, 924 nt
Organism: Penicillium griseofulvum
Lineage: Eukaryota; Fungi; Ascomycota; Eurotiomycetes; Eurotiales; Aspergillaceae
Product: GPI anchored serine-threonine rich family protein
Exons: 6
Coding region: 1-924 (307 amino acids)
Source: RefSeq, a predicted model, not a curated record